CUUCGACACAUGCUCCUUCGACUUCUAUUUCUUUACUGACCGACGCACUUGAACUUGGACUUCACCACUUCAACCAACCUCUCGUGCUUGCCUUUGCUUUUCACUGCCUUUCUGCUAUCGAAGCCCAACGGCAGCAAUCUGAUCAACCACCACACUCCAGCCGAGUUUGAACUUCGACUCGACAACACCACUACAUCCACCAACCAGCCUCUUGGUCAAGAUGGCGCGGUUUUCUCGAAACAAGAGCCGCCCCGCGCGGCCAGCAGUGUCAUCGUGGAUGACGGCCUUUUACUUCUGCGCCGUCCUCCUGGUACCAAUGCUCUUUGCGGGCCUCAUUCCCAGAGCGCAGGCGCAGGACACUAAGGACACCAGUGUGCAAGGACCAGUCAUCGGAAUCGACCUCGGAACAACCUACUCAUGUGUUGGUAUCAUGAAGGGCGGAAGCGUCGAAAUCCUCGUCAACGAUCAAGGAAACCGUAUAACGCCGUCAUGGGUGGCUUGGAACGACGACGAGCGUCUUGUGGGAGAUGCAGCCAAGAACCAAUACGCCUCCAAUCCCGAACGAACAGUCUUCGACAUCAAGCGUCUUAUCGGCCGCAAGUUCGACGAGCGGGAUGUUCAGAAAGAUAUCAAGCAUUUCCCUUACAAGGUCAUCAACAAGGACGGUCAACCACGUGUCAAGGUUGUUGUAAAGGGUGAGGAGAAGACAUUUACACCAGAAGAAGUCUCGGGUAUGAUUCUUGGAAAAAUGAAGGAAGUCGCCGAGUCCUAUCUUGGUGAGAAGGUUCACAACGCAGUUGUCACUGUUCCUGCCUACUUCAACGACGCUCAGCGCGCUGCCACGAAGGACGCCGGUACUAUCGCAGGCCUCAAUGUGCUGCGAGUUGUCAACGAACCUACUGCUGCAGCGCUCGCCUAUGGUCUCGACAAGAGUGACAAGGAACGCCAAAUCAUUGUCUACGAUCUUGGUGGUGGUACUUUUGAUGUCUCCAUCCUGACAGUUGACCAAGGCGUCUUCGAGGUUCAGGCAACCGCUGGUGACACUCAUCUCGGUGGUGAAGACUUUGAUCAGCGUGUAGUUGAUUACUUCACCAAGCUCUACAACAAGAAGCACGAUACCGACAUCACCAAGAACAAGAAGACGAUGGGUAAGCUGAAGCGCGAAGUUGAGAAGGCCAAGCGCUCGCUGUCCAGCCAAAUGAGCACCAAAAUCGAGAUCGAAGCCUUCCACGAAGGCAACGACUUUUCUGAGACUUUGACACGUGCAAAGUUCGAGGAGCUUAACAACGACCUUUUCAAGAAGACUCUCAAGCCUGUUGAGCAGGUACUCAAGGACGCAAAGCUCAAGAAGUCAGACAUUGACGAUAUCGUUCUGGUUGGCGGAAGCACGCGUAUCCCCAAGGUCCAGAGCAUGCUUGAGGAAUUCUUUGGCAAGAAGGCUAGCAAGGGUAUCAACCCUGACGAGGCUGUCGCUUACGGUGCCGCUGUCCAGGGUGGUGUUCUAUCUGGCGAGGAGGCUGCCGGAGACAUUGUUCUCAUGGAUGUCAACCCGCUCACUCUCGGAAUCGAAACGACUGGCGGCGUCAUGACGCACCUCAUCAAGCGCGGCACUACUAUUCCAACUAAGAAGAGCCAGAUCUUCUCUACUGCGGCCGAUAACCAGCCCACAGUUCUUAUCCAGGUCUUCGAAGGCGAGCGUUCUAUGACGAAAGACAACAACCUCCUCGGAAAAUUCGAGCUCUCUGGCAUUCCUCCUGCUCCUCGCGGCCAGCCCCAGAUCGAGGUUACUUUCGAGCUUGAUGCCAACGGGAUCUUGCGUGUAUCAGCCGGUGACAAAGGCAGCGGCAAGAUGGAAUCUAUCACGAUCACGAACGAUAAGGGUCGUCUUAGCGCGGAAGAAAUCGAGCGCAUGGUCGAAGAAGCCGAGAAAUACGCUGAUGAGGACAAGGCUACGCGCGCGCGCAUUGAAGCUCGCAACGGUCUCGAAAACUACGCGUACAGCUUGAAGAACCAGGUCAAUGACGAAGAAGGUCUUGGUGGCAAGAUCGAUGAUGAUGAUAAGGAAGCUCUUCUCGAGGCCGUGAAGGAAGCGACUGAUUGGCUGGAGGAGAACGCGCAGAGCGCUGAGGCAGAGGACUUCGAUGAGCAGAAGCAGAAGUUGUCUGACGUCGCGUAUCCAAUCACGUCGAAGCUGUACGCAAGCGGCGGCGCAGGCGGUAUGCCAGAUUAUGGUGACGAUGAGGAGCCAAGUGGGCACGACGAGCUAUAAGUGCAGUCUCGGACUUGUGUUGAUAUCAUAGCACGGCGGCGUUGUGGGAUGCCUGAGAAAGAUUCAUCAAGCAUUUUGGAAUGUGCUACAUAGACGUACGGAAUGAAUUUGGAAUGUUACUUACCAC
This is a messenger RNA of Pseudocercospora fijiensis CIRAD86, 2396 nucleotides long. RefSeq lists its product as uncharacterized. Lineage: Eukaryota; Fungi; Ascomycota; Dothideomycetes; Mycosphaerellales; Mycosphaerellaceae. The record is from RefSeq and is a predicted model, not a curated record. Gene Ontology annotation, cellular component: membrane; cytoplasm; endoplasmic reticulum chaperone complex. Gene Ontology annotation, biological process: cellular response to unfolded protein; endoplasmic reticulum unfolded protein response; protein refolding. The coding region runs from base 221 to 2269 and encodes 682 amino acids. The transcript has 3 exons. Gene Ontology annotation, molecular function: ATP hydrolysis activity; ATP binding; ATP-dependent protein folding chaperone.